AUGGCUGACCUCAACUCGUGGGAGGACGACAAGGAUGCGCAGGACGAGAGCCUCGCCCAGCAGACCCAGCAGCAGAUGAACCUGAACCCUGCCGCCCGCGCUCCUACCUUCACCCCCGGCGCCGCAUCCUUCACCCCCGGAGCCGCCUCUUUCACCCCAGGCCAGCCCUUCCAGGGCUACGGUGGCUACAACCAGUACGGUCAAUACUACGGCGGCGCCGGCGGCUACCCCCAGUACGGCCAGCAACAGCAAUACGGCCAGUAUGGCUACGGCCAACAGGGCUACAACUACCCCCAGCAGGGCUAUGGCGGAUAUCCCCAGCAGCAAUUCCAGCCCCAGCAGCAGCAGCAGCAGCAGCAGCAGCCGCGCCAGACCCCCAAGAUCGCCAAGCGUGGCGACGACCUCCAGGCAGCAGCCCCCGCCCAGCCUGCCGCAGCAGCCCCCGCCGCCGGCUCGCCAAAGGCAGCGCCGAAGACGCUCUCCAUCGGUGGUGAUGGUUCCACCAAGGUUGAGUCGGCUGGCGGCACCAAGGUUCUGAGCAUUGGUGGCGAUGCGCCCAAGGUCGAAAAGGCUGGCGCCACGAAGGUGCUCAGCAUUGGCGGUGCCGCUGCCCCUUCGGCCGCAAAGAAUGCUGCCAACAAGGACCAGGGCGCUCCCCAGGCUGGCAAGAAGGUCACCGCUGCCAAGGCCAUCGAGAAGGCUGGCGAGACUGCGGGCCCUGCCGCCAGCGGCAAGACUUCGCCCACGCCCUCGUCCGGCCGGAACAGCCCCACUCGCGCCUCGGAUGCGAAGGCAGCCAAGCAGCAAGCCGACAUGAUCGCCCAGGAGCAGCAAGCCGACGUCGACGAGGGUACCCUGGCCGAUAUGUACGGCAAGGAGCACGUCAACGUCAUUUUCUUGGGUCACGUCGAUGCUGGCAAGUCCACUCUGGGCGGCUCCAUCCUUUACGCCACCGGAAUGGUCGACGAGCGGACACUGGACAAGUACAAGCGCGAGGCCAAGGAGGCUGGCCGUGAGACGUGGUACCUCUCGUGGGCUCUGGAUCUGACCAAGGAGGAGCGUUCCAAGGGUAAGACGGUCGAGGUCGGAAGAGGCUUCUUCGAGACGGAAACGCGCCGCUACAGCAUCCUGGAUGCCCCUGGCCACAAGACGUAUGUCCCCAACAUGAUUGGUGGCGCUUCGCAAGCCGAUGUCGGUGUUCUGGUCAUUUCGGCGCGCAAGGGCGAGUACGAGACCGGUUUCGAGAAGGGUGGUCAGACGAGAGAGCACGCUGUGCUCGCCAAGACCCAGGGUGUCAACAAGCUUUGUGUCGUCGUCAACAAGAUGGAUGACCCGACUGUCGAGUGGAGCGAGGAGCGCUACAAGGAGUGCAUUGUCAAGCUCACCCAGUUCCUUAAGGGAGUUGGCUACAACCCCAAGACCGACCUUACCUUCAUGCCCGUCUCGGCGCAGACGAUGAAGGGUAUCAAGGACCGGGUUCCGUCCGAUAUUUGCCCAUGGUACGAUGGCCCGUCGCUUCUGGAGUUCCUGGACAACAUGAAGACGCUCGAGCGCAAGCUCAAUGCGCCCUUCAUGAUGCCUAUUGCCGCCAAGUACCGUGACAUGGGUACCAUGGUUGAGGGCAAGAUCGAGGCGGGAGUGAUCAAGAAGGGCGUCAACUACCUGAUGAUGCCCAACCGCGAGACUGUCGGUGUCUCGGCCCUGUACGGCGAGACCGAGGACGAAAUCCAGGCGGCGACUUGCGGUGACCAGAUCCGCAUCCGUCUGAGGGGCAUCGAAGAAGAAGACAUCCUUCCUGGGUUCGUGCUCUGCUCGCCGAAGCGUCCGGUGCACUGCGUGAAGAGCUUCGAGGCGCAGAUUGUGCUGCUGGAUCUCAAGUCGAUUCUCUCGGCCGGGUUCAACUGCGUGCUCCACGUGCACUCGGCAACGGAGGAGGUCACGUUCGACGCGCUGCUGCACAAGCUCGAAAAGGGCACGGGCCGCAAGAGCAAGAGGCCCCCGGGUUUCGCGACCAAGGGCAUGAGCAUCAUCGCUCGUCUGUCCGUCACGGGCGGCGCGGGCAGCGUCUGCGUUGAGAGAUUCGAGGAUUACCCGCAGAUGGGUCGUUUCACCCUCAGAGACCAGGGCCAAACAAUUGCAAUCGGCAAGAUCACGAAGCUCAUCACGGAAGAGGCUGCUUAA
Diplodia corticola is the source of this 2181-nucleotide messenger RNA. RefSeq names its product eukaryotic peptide chain release factor gtp-binding subunit. NCBI's taxonomy places the organism in Eukaryota, Fungi, Ascomycota, Dothideomycetes, Botryosphaeriales, Botryosphaeriaceae. Gene Ontology annotation, molecular function: GTPase activity; GTP binding; translation release factor activity. Gene Ontology annotation, cellular component: translation release factor complex. Bases 1 to 2181 code for a protein of 726 amino acids. The transcript is spliced from 3 exons. Gene Ontology annotation, biological process: translation; translational termination; nuclear-transcribed mRNA catabolic process, deadenylation-dependent decay. The record is from RefSeq and is a predicted model, not a curated record.